AUCCUGCAAUUAAUAAGCAGUUGGAAGAUGGAUGAGUGGCUAGAAUAGGUGGAUUUGUAGCAUUGAUCCAAGAAUUAUGAUGUUUUAUUGGCCAGGUGCAGUAACUUCCUCUUGCAGCCCGAAUAAGGAACAAAAGUUUGCAACGAAUAAAAAACAGGCGAUACAAAAGUAUAUGAUGAAUAGCACAAUAUAAUUAUGUUAAAUAUCUAGUUUUAUAUAGAACGUGACGCACGUAAUCAUGAUAAAAUGCUUUAGAAACUCUAAAUCAUUGAAUUGUUCUCCCCCUCCUUUCAUAUUCUCUUGCGUGGCCUUCCGCGCAUUAUAUGUCCUAAAAGGGCUGCCGUACUUCGCAGUGCAGCGCGCCGCCGUUGCACAUCGUGGGGACGUUUUCCUGUAUCUUUUACUCAUUUGUUGUGCCAAACAUUUCAUUUGUAUGUCUUUUAGAGAUAUGCUAGGAUAACACUGAGAAACUGGACCCACCAUGAGUGACAUUCGCCAUUCCCUGCUGAGACGGGAUGCCCUGAGCGCUGCCAAGGAGGUGCUUUACCACCUUGACAUCUACUUCAGCAGCCAGCUGCAGAGCACGGCGCUGCCCAUCGUGGACAAGGCCACCAUCGAGCUGGUGGAGGACUUCAUCUUCCACGUCCCCAAAGACCGUGGAGUCCAGCUCAAAAGGAUGAGCUCCCUGCAGGAGCUCCAGCUGCUGGAGAUCAUGUGCAGCUACUUCCAGGAGCAGAGCAAAGACGCCGUACGCCAGCUGAUCUUCUCGGCCCUGUUCAGCCCCCAGGGCAACAAGGCGGACGACAGCCGCAUGGCCAUGCUGGGCAAGCUGGUUUCCAUGGCGGUGGCCGUGUGCCGCGUGCCCAUCCUGGAGUGCGCCGCCUCCUGGCUGCAGAGGACCCACGCGCUCUACUGCGUUCGGCUGGCUAAGGUCCUGGUGGACGAUUACUGCAGCCUGGUCCCUGGCUCCCUGCAGACCCUGCAGCACAUCUACACAGCCAGCCCGCGAUUCUGCUGCCAGUUCAUCACGGCCGUCACAGCGCUCUACGACUUCUCCUCGGAGGAUUUAAUCCCUUCCCCUGGCCUGCUGGAGAUGGUGGUCACCUGGAUCGUGGACGAUCCCAGGCUCACACUGAUCACGUUCCUCAACAUGCCCAUUUCGGCCAGCCUGCCGCUGGGCUCGCUGGGGGUCACGCCCCUGUUGGGCCUGGUGCGCUGGUGUGUCAAGGCCCCACUGGCCAAGCGGGCCAAGGAGUUGGCGCCGGCCGCCGACACAGAGCCCUUCUAUUCCAAGCUGCACUUGGGCGUCCUGCAGAUUCUACUGAUGCUCCAAGUGCACCUGACCGAGAAGAACCUGUUCGGGCGGCUCGAGCUGCUGCAGUUCGAACACGUGGUGCAGCUGGUGGAGGAGCUGGCCAGGCUGGUGGAGGAGCUGAACCCUCUCAAUGCCUCCAGAGAAAUCGAGCUCUCCCUCAACCGGCUGGCUCAGGUGCUGCAGGUCUCCUUGUCGGCUGGGGCCCUGCUGUGCACAAGAGAGGACCUCAGAUCUCUGUGUUCCAGGUUACCACACAACAACCUGCUUCAGCUGGUCAUGUCCGGUCCAGUCCAGCAGCCGCCUCACUCUCCUUUUCAGCCCGGGUUUUACCCCCACAUCCACACGCCGCCACUGGGAUACCCUCCUCGUCCCUCCCCCCCGGCCCACAGCACGCACCCACCUCACCCAGCGCCGCAGUUCCUCUCCGGGAUGGCCUUCCCCUACCGCCCCAUCCGUUGACCAUACCCCCACACCUCUUUGUAAAAAUCAGCGGCUUGUAUGUAUGUGUGUAUGUAUGUAUGUAUAUUGGCUCAUAUUGCCAUUGUACUAAACAUGGAGGUUUUGUAACAAAAUUAUAUGUAGGGUCUUGCAGCAUAAGCUGAUAAGCUGUGAAAGAUGAAUAAAUGUAUGAAUGUAUAAAUAUUAUGUUUUAAAUAUUUAAUGCUUCCUUUGUUUUAUCUGUUAUACUGUGACGAUAAACUGUGUUUAUCGUUAUACUGUAACGAAACAUGACUCUGGGAACAUGACCGACUUGUUGAUGUGUUAAAAUGGUCAAAUUUUGUGAAUGCAUCAAAUGUUUCAGAUGUCUGACACCAGUAUUGUCUCAAGAUUUCAUUCUGAACAGAGAAUUUUAUACAUUUUCCAAGCCAGCAGAUUGGCUUGAUAUCUAACCUAUUGUUGUUGAUAUGACUGUAAGCCCAAAAAUGGUAAUAUGUUGGUCUACCAAAGAAACUCCUGUAUGUUUGGCUAAAGUGGAAGGAAGGCUGCGAUUCCUACUUUAAACAUUUUUAAAAUAUAAUUU
Molecule: messenger RNA, 2336 nt
Organism: Brienomyrus brachyistius
Lineage: Eukaryota; Metazoa; Chordata; Actinopteri; Osteoglossiformes; Mormyridae
Gene: ints15
Product: integrator complex subunit 15
Exons: 7
Coding region: 482-1774 (430 amino acids)
Source: RefSeq, a predicted model, not a curated record